This is a messenger RNA of Acaromyces ingoldii, 833 nucleotides long. RefSeq lists its product as hypothetical. Lineage: Eukaryota; Fungi; Basidiomycota; Exobasidiomycetes; Exobasidiales; Cryptobasidiaceae. The transcript has a single exon. The record is from RefSeq and is a predicted model, not a curated record. Bases 98 to 748 code for a protein of 216 amino acids.
AUUCCCUCCUCUGAGGCCCCUUUCACGAACCUCAUCGACUUGUCCCUUCCAGCUCUUCGAACCAUUCAGUCUCCCAACGCCGGGUCCACGACCAACCAUGAAGCUCACCGUCCUCUUCCUCCUGGCUUCGUCCCUCUUUGGAGGCAUCGCCUUCGCUAGCCCUGCCACUAUCGCUAAGCGCGACUCGCUUAACAUCCCACAUUUCUUAUCCCAGAUGCCGAGCGAACAGUCGCUAAUCCCCUACCUGAUCCCCAACACCGAUCGGUACACCUGCAAAGACCUCGACAAACCGAUAAAUUGCAACAUGUACAGGACCCACUGUCUCUUCCUCCAGUCUCACCCAUACAAGAUUGAUGUCAAGAACACGGUGACAAAGUGGUGUGGACGCAAUGGAGACACGUUCAUAUUCUCAGACGGUGCCCGCGUCGUCAUCACCAGCGAAAACGGCGAUACGGUCAACAUCUACUUUGGAGCGGACCAAAGCACGAUUCGGAGGAGCAGGGAUCACCCCUGGAUCAAUUGCCGUUUCAGAGACGACACGAUGGUGUGUGAUUCAUACCCUUCUGUCUGUAGACUUGAGCUGACAUGGCUCUUUCUCUUCACAGGUCUGGACCCUGGACGGCAAGUCGCAGACCAAAUACAAGCCCAAAGCCGAUGCAGAGUGCGGCCACUACUAAUCGAGAAGGUCGACGAGCCAGCUGUCCCGAAAGAACUAUUUUUUCCUACACCUCUCAUCGAGAAGCAAUGAUCAGUCAUUCUCCGUCGUGCUCGCUCUGUCCAAGUCCCCUGCUAUAAAUGUUUUGUUGGCCUGCCGAUCCAUACCUUGACCUACU